This is a messenger RNA of Rhinolophus ferrumequinum (greater horseshoe bat), 3248 nucleotides long. It is a transcript of the gene ZNF286A, whose product is annotated as zinc finger protein 286A. The record is from RefSeq and is a predicted model, not a curated record. The transcript is spliced from 6 exons. Lineage: Eukaryota; Metazoa; Chordata; Mammalia; Chiroptera; Rhinolophidae. The coding region runs from base 380 to 1942 and encodes 520 amino acids. Gene Ontology annotation, biological process: regulation of transcription by RNA polymerase II. Gene Ontology annotation, molecular function: RNA polymerase II cis-regulatory region sequence-specific DNA binding; DNA-binding transcription factor activity, RNA polymerase II-specific.
ACGUGCCGUUUUUCUCUUCUCAGCUUCGGCGGUGGCCCCCGGGGCAUCAAUCUGGGCCAAGUCGAGGCUGGAUUGUGCGUUUGUGAAAGGGGCCUCGAGGGCAGACCAUGAGCCCCAUCCCUUUACGCUCCGGCCUGAAUCCCUCCAGCGGCUGCCGCCUCCCGGGAACGCGGGUGCCAGCCUCGUAAGACCGAGCAAGGCUCGAGAGUGAGGAAGAAAUCGGACCUGACCUGAUCGCAGCCUUUCAGCAGAGCCCCCAGAGGGGAGGCAGGAAGGAGGACCAGGAGGCCUCCGGGGGCGUCUCACUACCCAGUCGAGAGAAGUCUGAAUUUGGCGGGUGGGGUGUCAGAAUCUUCAGAACCGGGAGGAAGUGGUGAUCAUGGAGAGAGAUUUGGCCAAAACGCCCGCGAAGAGAGCCAUGUCUUCCCAGGAUUCUUCCUUUUCACAAGAGAAGAGCACAGAAGAGGGAGAAGUGGCAGCCCUGCGCCUCACAGCCAGCUCCCAGGCAUCUGUGACAUUCAAGGAUGUGGCCAUGGACUUUACCCCAGAGGAGUGGGGGAAGCUGGAUCCUGCACAAAGGGACGUGAUGCUGGAGAACUAUAGGAACCUGGUCUCGCUUUGGCUUCCAGUUUCCAAGCCUGAGAACUACAAUUUGGAGAAUGAAAGGGAACCGUUGAAGUUUGAGAGAAAAACCCCCCAAAGCAGCUAUUCAGACUUGGAGAGUGGACCUGAGAGCAAAGAUUCAACUUCAAUGCAAGAUUUUUCCAAAGAGGAAUCACGCAAGGUUGCAAUAAUAGACAGACUGACGGGGAGUAGUGUCUAUGACACCAACUUGGAAUCUACUCUUGAAUGUGAAAAUUGGUUAGAGAAUCAGCAAGGAAAUCAGGAGAGACACUUGAGAGAAAUGUUCACCUACAUGAAUUCACUCCCUGAAGAAAGAACUCAUGAGCAUGAUGUAUAUUGGAAAACCUUUAGUCAGAAGUCUGUCCUCACUCAAGACAGAGUUCCCAAAGGAUCCUAUGCCUUUCAUACACUUGAAAAACGAUUGAAACAGAAAUCAAACUUAAGGAAAAAACAGAAAACGUAUAAAGAGAAAAAACCUCAUAAAUGUAAUGACUGUGGUGAACUCUUCACUUAUCAUUCAGUGCUUAUUCGACACCAGAGAGUCCAUACUGGAGAGAAACCCUAUAGUUGCAAUGAGUGUGGAAAAUCUUUUAGCCACAGAGCUAAUUUAACUAAACAUCAGAGAACUCAUACUAGAAUUCUCUUUGAGUGCAGUGAAUGCAAGAAAGCCUUCACCGAAAGCUCAUCGCUUGAAAUACAUCAGAGAAUUCACAUUGGAGAGAGACCUUAUGAAUGCAAUGAAUGUGGGAAAGGAUUUAAUCGAAGUACACAUCUUGUGCAGCAUCAGUUGAUUCAUACUGGAGUGAAGCCUUAUGAAUGUAAUGAAUGUGAUAAAGCUUUCAUUCAUUCAUCAGCACUUAUUAAACAUCAAAGAACUCAUACUGGAGAGAAACCCUAUAAAUGUCAGGAAUGUGGGAAAGCCUUUAGCCAUUGCUCAUCCCUUACUAAACAUCAGAGAGUUCAUACUGGAGAAAAGCCAUAUGAAUGUAGUGAAUGCGGAAAGACAUUUAGUCAGAGCACACAUCUUGUUCAGCAUCAAAGAAUUCAUACUGGAGAGAAACCCUAUGAGUGUAAUGAAUGUGGGAAGACCUUCAGCCGGAGCUCAAAUUUUGCUAAACAUCAAAGAAUUCAUAUUGGAAAGAAACCAUACAAAUGUAACGAAUGUGGAAAAGCCUUUAUUCAUUCAUCAGCUCUUAUUCAACACCAGAGAACUCAUACUGGAGAGAAACCCUAUAGAUGUAAUGAAUGUGGGAAAAGCUUUAAGUGCAGUUCAUCCCUCAUCAGACAUCAGAGAAUUCACACUGAAGAGCAACCUUAAAAAAUUAGUAAAUGUGAAGAAAUGUAAGUUGGUUUUAUCACUGUGUUAAAUACCUGAGUGUUUAGGUGGAAGACCCUUAAAUGCUGCUUGAGGACUAAUUUCAUAUGCAUCUAAUUUUAUUUGCAUAGUACGUAUUUUUGAGCCAUAAACAAAAUGUUUCUUAUAUCCAUUGAUUUGAUAAUUGUGAAAGCCAGAGAUUUCAGAUUUUGAUCCCUAACCCCUCCAAAUACCCUUUUGUGAAAAUUUAAGAAAUCCUUGGGAGUUGGGUAGCAAUAUAAUCAUUGUGAAAUCCAGUUUCUCCUUCUCGUUGUCACGUCAAAGCCCUGUUUAAAAGCUCUUACUUUGUAAGGAAGUUCUUAUUGGUAAGUUUAGGCAGAGGGCUCAUGUCCUUAUCACGAAGACAUAGAAUUGUUCCUCUUUGAGUCCAAAGUAGAGAUCCACAUGUACAGAUGGUCACUUCUCCUGAGAGUGUCAUUUCAUUUAGAUUAGCUAUAAAUAUUUAAAAGCUAAGACUUGAAAUAUGCUUCGUAUUUUCUCCCUCCCCAUAGAGGCUACUGUCUAAUUUGAUGAACAUAAAUAUAAACAGACUGUAUUUAUAGCAGGUUCUAAGUUAUGUUCACAUGGAUUAUGCUGGUCAUAGAUUUAGAUAAUCGUUAUCCUUUGGCUAUGUAGAACUUCAUUUUCUACUUCCUUGGAAGUUACCCUGAAGUUGCAUGGGUCAAAAUCUUAACGGUAGUUUUUCAUCAAGUCCCUCUUUUUUUUUUUUUUUUUAAGUCUCUCUUUUCCUAUAAUUGGCAUUCAUUGACUGAAUCCUUGGUCUUGUAUAAUCACAGUAUUAGGGAGAUUUUAAUUCUUUACAUUAUUCUGCUUUCUGUAAACUGCUUUGUCUCUUUGAGAAAAAAGAGAGGACCUGAGAUGUUGAGGACCUGAAAAGUUGAUGGGUUCAAUAUAUUAUUAUAUUUAGGAUGUCAUUCAAGAAGAACUGAAGCAACUUUGAGGCACAAGGACAUAUCUUCCUGUCAGAUAUGGAAAAUAGCUAACAGGACAGUGACUCACUUGAGGAUAAGCAGCUUCCCUCUAUGAAGAAGUUGCCAUUUUUCUGGCCUUCAUGUUUACCCACAUUUUUGUUGUUCUUGUCUCUCUAUAUGUUGGUUGGUCUUUGCUAUAUCCCAGAACCCUAAAGAAGAUCGAAAAGGCUUGGAAUCACAAUGAUAUAUUGGCAUAAGUUACAUGGGUGACCAAAGAUCAGGGAUGGGAUUGGGAACACAAAAGCAAAAGUUCAAAUAAAUAUUUAGAAAAAAAAAAC